Acomys russatus (golden spiny mouse) is the source of this 2120-nucleotide messenger RNA. It is a transcript of the gene Coasy, whose product is annotated as Coenzyme A synthase. The record is from RefSeq and is a predicted model, not a curated record. Gene Ontology annotation, molecular function: dephospho-CoA kinase activity; ATP binding; pantetheine-phosphate adenylyltransferase activity. The transcript has 10 exons. Bases 126 to 1817 code for a protein of 563 amino acids. Lineage: Eukaryota; Metazoa; Chordata; Mammalia; Rodentia; Muridae. Gene Ontology annotation, biological process: coenzyme A biosynthetic process.
UUCUUCCAUAACUGGGAGUUGCACUGUUUGACUGCUCUGAGUUCCCGUAGCUCGCUGCUGGGAGGCUAGAGGGCAGUGCUUCCGGGCCGCAGCCUAGGACGCCUCCACGGCGCUGCCUGGAUAGCAUGGCAGUAUUCCGCUCCGGCCUCCUGGUGCUGACGACGCCGCUGGCCACCCUGGCCCCACGCCUGCCUCCCAUCCUGACCUCGGCUGCCCGCCUGGUGAACCACACCCUCUAUGUACACCUGCAGCCAGGCAUGAACCUGGGGGGACCCGCUCAGCCCCAGGCCAGCCCUGUGCAGGCCACAUUUGAGGUUCUGGAUUUCAUCACGCACCUCUACACCGGUGCCAACGUGCACAGGCACCUGGAUGUCAGAAUCCUACUGACCAACAUCCAAACCAAGAGCACCUUUCUCCCUGUCCUGCCCUCAGUCCAGAAUCUGGCCCACCCUCCAGAAGUUGUACUGACGGACUUCCAGACCCUGGAUGGGAGCCAGUAUAACCCCGUUAAACAACAGCUAGAGCGUUAUGCCACCAGCUGUUACAGCUGUUGCCCACAGCUGUCUUCUGUGUUGCUGUAUCCGGAUUAUGGGACUGGAGAGCUGCCUGUGGAGCCUCUGAAUGCCCCCUUACCCUCCACCAUAAGGCCAGCUUCCCCGGUUGCCAGGUCUCCGAAGCAGCCUGUGCGCGGCUAUCACCGCGGGGCCGUGGGUGGUACUUUUGACCGCUUGCACAAUGCCCACAAAGUGUUGCUCAGUAUUGCCUGUGUCCUGGCCCAGGAGCAGCUUGUGGUGGGAGUAGCGGACAAAGAUCUGUUGAAGAGCAAGUUGCUCCCCGAGCUGCUCCAGCCUUACACGGUGCGUGUGGAACAUCUGAGUGAGUUCCUGGUGGACGUGAAGCCCUCUCUGACUUUUGAUAUCGUCCCUCUCCUGGACCCCUAUGGGCCUGCUGGGACUGACCCCACCUUGGACUUCCUGGUGGUCAGCGAAGAGACCUACCGUGGGGGGAUGGCCGUCAACCGCUUCCGCCUUGAGAAUGGCAAGGAGGAACUCGCCUUAUACCAGAUACAGCUGCUGAAGGACCAAAGCCACAGCGAGACCGAAGAGGACAAGGUCAGCUCCUCCAGCUUUCGUCAGCGCAUCCUGGGAAGCCUGCUGAAGCCUCCCAACCAGAGGCCAGAGCUGCCGUCAGGCCUGUACGUGCUUGGGCUGACUGGCAUCAGCGGCUCCGGGAAAAGCUCAGUAGCUCAGCGCCUGAAGAGCCUGGGAGCGUACAUCAUCGACAGUGACCUGCUGGGCCAUCGGGCCUAUGCUCCCGGGGGCCCCGCCUACCAGCCUGUGGUGGAGGCCUUUGGGACAGAUAUUCUCCAUAAAGAUGGGACCAUCAAUAGGAAGGUCCUGGGCAGUCGGGUGUUCGGAAACAAGAAGCAGCUGAAGAUCCUCACAGAUGUCAUGUGGCCAGUUAUUGCAAAGCUGGCCCGAGAGGAGAUGGAUUCAGCUGUGGUUAAGGGAAAGACCCUGUGUGUCAUUGAUGCUGCUAUGCUGCUUGAAGCCGGCUGGCAGAACAUGGUGCACGAGGUGUGGACCAUUGUUAUCCCCGAGACUGAGGCUGUACGGCGCAUCGUUGAGCGGGAUGGAUUGAGUGAGGCAGCUGCUCAUAGCCGGCUGCAGAGCCAGAUGAGCGGGCAGCAGCUGGUAGAGCAGAGCCACGUGGUUCUGAGCACCUUGUGGGAACCACGAGUCACACAGCGCCAGGUGGAAAAAGCCUGGAAUCUCCUACAGAAACGUCUCCCAAAGGCUCAGCAGACCAAGAACUGAGAAUGGAUUUUCUGUGGCGCCAAACUGGCCCGUGGAGCUAACUCAUCUGGUGGUGAAGAACGGAGGCCCUCGAUGUUCACCGGGCCUCAAGGGCUUCAAGCAAAGCUGUGCAGGACACAGAAGCCCGGAAGUCUGCCUAACAUGCUGGAAUCUAGCCAGCACCGAGGACACAGCUAAUGGACCAGUCCCCUCUAGGGUGCUGUCCGCUUUGUGGUGGUGGAUGUGAUGUCUACCCCGUGUUGAUGGGUUGUGGUAAAGACCGGACCCAGGAACCGAAUUAAAGAUGUUUUCCUAGUGCUGCCU